AAUGGGAACUUCGCAAUGGCGAGGUUACGUUUUCCUGGUCGUCCUGGCCAUCGUUUUGACAGAUUGAGUGUUGAGUUCUUUGCCGAUGAUGUUAAGAAUAUACAAGAUCCAUCCCUGGCGUUUCUGCCACAAUUUCAAAGCGGGUUACGCUUGUUCCGAAAUCUUGUUGGAUAUUCAGACGAGGAAGAUGAAUUCGAGGGAUUCACAGAGGAAGAGAUUUCAGCGAGCCAGGAAAAAUUCAAUGCUUAUGAAAAGGCUGAAAAGAAAAAAGAAAAGAGAGAUAACACAGUUCAGUCUCUUUUACCGCGGGUUGUUCUUGGCAGGGGUAGACCCAAGAAUUUUUUAACACCUGUAGUACCUUACAACAAAACAAGCAUAAUUGAAACUAUUCCAAGUCCUUCAGCGAAGCAAAAAGUUCUCAAUAAAGAAGUAACAAGCAAUAAAAUAUUAAAACCUAGGAAAUUUAAAUUGGACUACAAACAUGGGUUGUUGCACAAGGAUUCUGGACCAAAGAGCAAGAAAUCUGAGAAAGACAUGGCUAAAUUUUUGCUUGAAAAAGCCAGGCAAGCGAACUUGCUCUAUGAGCAAGCAAAAGCCAGAAGAUUGGCUGCUGCAAAGUUACAUGUACAAAAGAAGGAGUUUGUGCUUCCAACACAGAGUUCAAGGUCAUCUAGAGUGAUAAAACCAAACAAACGAUUUUUGGAAGACGAUUCAAUAGUUCCUUCAAUGGUAAAGACAAAGCAUACUGUAAGCAACGAAAGUUUACUAAGUCCACCUAGCUCAACAAGCCAAAGUCCAGCUUGUUCAUCCAAGGCUAGAACAUUCAGUAUGAACAGCUCUCAGAAUAUUCCCAAGCUUUCAAGUCCAAGGGAGUUAUUUGCCGAAACUGUUGGACUUUUUGACCAGCCGUUAAUAGUUGAUGGAAAACGUGACAGAAAGCCAAGUUUAAAGCUACAACUAUCAGAUGAAGACAGCUCGUUUCUUUCACAAAGCAUAUCUCCUUUACGAAGCCCAUUGGCUGCCCCAAAGUUGGGAACCGGUCUCUUUAAACAAUCUCAGUUUCAGAAAUCAGACCAUCAGCCAUUAUUCACUAGUAAGAAAGGAUCAGCAAUUGUGCAAAAGGCUAAGCUCCAGUUGAAUCGAGCAGCCCUGAAUAAAUCAAAGGCAGCGUUGGCACGCUCUUUGAAGGCUGAAAUGAAACGGGAAGCAAAGUACAUAUCUAAGCAGAAGGAACUGCAAGAACCUGCUGUCCAGAUUAAAGCACCUCUACCUCUAGUAAAAUCAGAGAGGUUGCUUCUACGUAAGAAGCUAAUGAAAAAAUUCAAGAACAAGUGUUGUGUUUGUGGAAAAGAGCAAGACCUUCUUCUCUGCUUUAACAAGUUAAUUGCCUGCAACAACUGCCGCAGAUUCUAUCUAGAUGCCAAAACAAAAGCGGAAGAAAAUAAUUUUAUUAGAAGACCCUGUCAAACUGGAGGCCGAUGCAAUGUCAUGAAGUUUUUUGGUCCAUGUCGAGAUUGUCGACUCAAGAAGUGCCUCAAUACUGGCUUCCCUCUCACCAGAGAGCUGGCUGUGGUGUAUGGCUUGAAGUUUACACCAACACAUGAUGCAGAGCAAAGGUCCCUAGAUGCCGUGUCCACCCAGAGAGCUCGCCAGGCUACCUCAGUCCAGACCACGCCUGCGAUGCCCAUCUUCCUAAAAUCACCUGUCACACCUGGGGAACACUCUAGAAAGAACUUCCCUGAAGAAGAAGAGUUGUCUCCUUUGAAGAUCAGUGAAGGUUCUGAGAAAAAGCAGAGAAAGAGAAAGGCUUUCAAGGAGCUGCUGAAAACUAAGCAAGAGAAGGAAGAUGAUGAGGGAUCCCAGACACAUGACUCUUCACUCACCGGCCAAGAUUUCUCCUCUCCUGUUGCCAUGGGAAGUGUGGAGAUAUCUCCAAAGGGAUACAGCUCUGGCCCUAGAAUCAAGCAUGUAUGUCGCAAUGCAGCCGUGGCCCUGGGUCGACCCUUGGCGACCUUCCCAGAGAAAACAGAGCUCCGCCUUAGUGCCCUGCCAACCAAUGAGAAGGCUCAGCUGCUUCGACAAGAAAGCGAGAAUAAAUCAGCUAUAGACAUGGAAGACGACCGCCCUAUGGAAGAGAUCAUCCAGAAAUCCAGCGACAGCGUGGUGGUGGUGAAGAAAUCCCCGACGAAACUGAAACUGCAGAAGAAGCUGAGGGGGGCGGGGGGCCUGCACCUGUACAAGAGAAAGAUGCGCUGCAAGAACUGCAAGGGCUGCAAGGCGCCCGACUGUGGGGAGUGCAGACAUUGCUUAGACAAGCCAAAAUUUGGUGGCCCAGGAGUCAUGAAACAAGCAUGUGUAGACAAGCCAAAAUUUGGCGGUCGUGGAAUUAUGAAGCAGUGUUGUGAAAAUCGAAAGUGUCUGCAUCCUGUCAUGAAACGGUCGGCGACAGAAGCAUUUAUCGAACCCAAAGUUCCAAUAAGAGACAAGAUCCCACGCUCCUUCACUAGAUCUGUGAACACUACUGAUAUAACCCCAACAGAGGUGGAGUCACCGUCUGACCUUGACCUUGAACAUGCAGAGGAAAGCGACCUCGACCCAAUUAUUCCUGGCGUUGAAGAUAAGCAAUCGUUAAAAAAUGUUCAAGGACUUGGGGAACAGACUGGUAUGCUCAUAACUGAGCAAGAUUUGACUUCAAACAACAGUAAUAACAGUGCCAGUGACACUGUGAUCAGUAAAGACCAUAGUGGCAGUAGAAGGGUUGAAAGGGCAAUGGUCAGGGAUUUUAUGAGAUCAGCAGGUCCAGGAAGCGAGGUUCGAAGGUUGACCUUUGAAAAGGAAGGGAUGGAUUUUCAACUUGAAAAGCUUCCCACAAGAAGGCCUGGCAAGUUGCCAACAAAACUGGCAAAGAACCUGGAGCUGAAUCAGAAGUACACAAGGAAAGAACCACCGAACGAUGGUCAGUGCUACCCUGUCAGUCUACAGUCUAUCAACCCGGCCUCCCGGCAGUGGGGAAGCCUCCUCUCACAGCCCAAGUACUUCCCCAUCAAGGUGGACUUCAAGAGGGGCUGUGAUGUGAAUUCUGCUUGGCGCUAUGGCCUGGCCCUCACCAUGUCCACCGCCAUGAGUGUACGGGCCCUGUGCUUCCUGUGUGGGAGCUCUGGCAAACAUGAGCUGAUUUACUGCAACAUUUGCUGUGAGCCUUUCCACGAGUUCUGCUUAGAGGAUUGGGAGCAGCCAGAGGCCAGCCACUAUGACGACUGGAUCUGUCCUGCCUGCCAGUUCUGUCACGUUUGUGGACGCCAGAAUAACUUACUUCAAUGUGAUAAAUGCCAGAACACCUACCACCCUGGCUGCCUGGGGCCCAACUAUCCUACCAAGCCUUCCAAGAGAAAAAAUAUAUGGAUCUGCACAAAGUGCGUGAAGUGUAAAAGCUGUGGUGCAACAACCCCUGGGUCAGCCACUGGUGCCACAUGGACGUACGAUUUCUCGCUGUGCUACGAGUGCGGGCUGCUGAUGGAUAAGGGCAACUUCUGUCCCAUCUGCAAGAAGUGUUACAGCGAUGAUGACUGGGAGACCAAGAUGAUCCAGUGUAACAUGUGCGACAGCUGGGUGCACUCCAAAUGUGAAGGGUUGAGUGAUGAGAUGUACCAGAUCCUGUCCACACUACCGGAGGAUCUUUCCUUCUACUGCCGUAAAUGUUUUCCCGUGGGCUGCCCAGAAUGGGAGACAACUCUGAAACGGGAAAUGCGGGAGGGCCUUGAGAACAUCCUUCAGACACUUAUCCUUGCAAAGUCAGCACAAUAUAUUCUGAAAAAUGAGAAGAAGAAAUCUCCAACCAAACUGCAAAUUACGGCAGAAGGAGAGGAGACAAAUAUUGCUUCAGAUAUUGGUGUGUUAACUAAGUCUGGCACUGCAGCCACAACUCAACAUUGUGUAAAGGACUUACAGGCAUCUGACCCUGACACUCACUGUGAUAUUGACACUAGAGACGAUGUAAAAGAUGAAGAGUUGGAUGAUAUUGGCACAAGAGCCGAUGAAGAGAUGGAUGUAGAUAUGAUAGGUUGUGAUGUAAUGAACAAGGCAGCUAAUACUCAAGAAGACUGUGAUGGUGGAUCUAGUGUGCUGAGAGGUGAAGGCAAUCAUAGCACAAAAGUCUGUGAUGAAGAUGAGAACAGUCCAGUGGGAGGGAAUGACACCGGCUGUGAUCUGGGAAAGAUGAAAGAACAUUUGGAUCAUCUUUCUGAAGAUAUUUCUAAUGAUAGUGACAUGGGUAUAAUUGAUAUUAAAAGAGAGCAGACAACAACAGGUAGUAAAUAUAAUUGUGUGAUCGCGUGUGAUAAAACAGAAGAAAGCAACAAGGGAGAAACCAACAAUAUGAUUUUACCUGAGGAAUGUGCUGAAAAUUUAGGUGAAAAACGCAAAUGUGCUGAAAUAAGUGGGGAAAUGAAUGUUCACGCCAAGAAGGACAAUUAUAAUUUGGAAUUUAAUGUUAAUUCAACAGACGUGACAAUUACCCCAAAACCUAAUGCAGAAUUUGCCAAGGGUCCUAAUCCAAUGGAAACUGAAGGGCCAGUAGAUGGCGCUGUUGUCCCACGGAGGCCUCAAGUCCAAUUUGAGACACCACCAGCAAGGGAAGAUAUCAAAGUGAAAGACGAUCCUGAAUCUGAUCUGAAUCCUAGGGACCUGAUUGGGAUAGCCCAGAAAAUGAAAGAGGGCCAUUAUAAAAGUGUGGCUGUGUUCUGUGAGGACAUACUGCGCGUGGUACAGACCUACCUCGAUGACGAGGAGGAGGCCAGGGCUUACAAGAGGAAGGCAGUGACAGCUGCUAAAGGCAUCUUUGCUAAGCAAGUGGAGAAGGUGUUCCCUUGGUUCAAUGUUAAGGAAUGUCGCCACUGGUACAGCAGCAAGAGUUUCCCCAAGGGCAUGUUGCCGGACGCCACCCUGCCACCCAGCACGGACCACACCUAUGCUCAGUGGAUAGAGAGGGUAGAGCCACCACGGUCACCCCAACCCUCCCCGUACAAGAAAUUCAACGCAACUCCUGUGAAAAGAUAUAUCCCAUAUGAUGAAGAUCUGGACUUAGGACAGCUGUUUGAAGGGGAGGAUGAGAGACCGUGUAUGUUCUGUCAGACAUUUGGUGACCAAAGGGGAAAUGAGGCUGGACGGUUGUUGUACUGCGGUCAAGACGACUGGUGCCACAUCAAUUGCGCCCUCUGGUCUGCAGAGGUUUAUGAGGAUGCUGACGGGGCUCUGAUGAACCUUGCUGAGGCCUUCUCAAGGGGGAAACAACUGCGGUGUGAUGUGUGUGACAAAUACGGGGCAACUGUGGGCUGCAACACGAAAGGCUGCAAGUCCAACUACCACUUCAUGUGCGCCCGACGCUCAGGCUGCCUUCUGCAGGAGGACAAAAAGGUCUUCUGUCAACAACACCUCGCCCAUGUUGAUGGAGAGGUGUUAAAAGAUGACAUGUUCAAUGUCCUUCGCCGAGUGUAUGCAGAGGACAAUAAUAUCCGCAGUACUAAGAAGCGAUGGGCCAAGGGACUUAAUGUAGCAGAUGUAAAUGUUCUCGUUGGUUCUUGCUGUGUGGAAAGUCUAGGACGUCUAACUGAUCUCUCGGACAAACCCAAGUAUCUCCAGCCUGUGGAUUUCCUAGCCACCAGGAUUUACUGGAGCACAAAAGAUCCAAGACGGCGAUGUGUUUAUACCUGUCGCAUUGUUGAAGUGCGGCCUGAAACCCUCAAGUCCCCCACAGUUUCUAUCAAAGACAUAAGAAUUGUUCAUGACAUGACACAUCCAGACUUUGUGCCUUUGGAGAGUCUUGACUUGUCAAGUCUGGGAAUUAAUUUGCACCAAUCUCUCAGUCGAAGGAAAGCUUCCAUAAUAGAGCUAGAUGAAUCUGAGGACCCAUUUGUUGAUGUUUCCCGACUUACAGAGGGAACUGUCUCAGAUCCGAGUGGAACAUUGUCUGCUGAAGAGAGUCUGAAUUUUACAUGUGAUACAACGUGGAAUAAUACUGCGCAGUCAAAUGUACAGGGAUGUAAUAUCAGUCAGUUUUCCAAUAUAGUACCAUCUACUGACACACUUAAACAAAGAAGAGCAAGUAUUGGUGGUUUGCAAUCUAGAUCGUCACCUCAGACGGAUCCAGAUAAGCUCAGCGUAUCAUGGCCAAGAAGUAAUUCACACAAGUGUACUGAACAUAAACAUGCACCAAAUCUGAGUUUCCUCUCCCCAAAGACAUUAAAACUAUUGAAUAUCAAAGACCCAAGCCUUUACCAACCACCAGUAAAUAAUAAUGCAGAUGUAUCAAGUCAAGGCCAUGAAAAAAGUGCAGUUGAUGAUCUAUGUCUGAUUAAAAUAGCUGAUAGGCUCAAUAAUGCAGCAGCUCGCAGCAGUAAACGAACAGCUAAUGGGCGCGAUUCCAGAUCUCCGUCAAUUGAAAGGAUUGUGCCCCCCUCUGUAUCUCAGCCCUUUUCACCUAUAGCCUCAGGAAGAUUUUCAAAAGCUCAGUCAGUGGAUAGAAAUUCCCCAACUACUGCCUUCACAUCUAAAUUGAUGGACCUACCCAAUGCUCCGUUUUCUCCUAAAUUUGCUAUGUUUCCAAGGACUCGUUCUGCCUCCAUGGACAAUAAGUCAACCUGUGAUACUAUUGUAAAAGGACCAAGUAUUUUAGAGCCAUUAAAUGAUAACAACAUAAGAUGUUUGACUCGAGAAAGAUCAGUGUCUGAUCCUGUAUCUCCAACACCAAAACCUGUUGGCUUCUCUUCACCUGUUGCUGGAAAAUCAAACAGUGUUACUAUUAUGGAAAGUAAAAACGCUGGACAGAGUUUAGAAAACAUACAAAAUAAAAGUAUGGAUUUUAGUGUAAAAUCUUGUUCGGAAAUUAAUGGCAGCUCUUGUUUAGGAGUAGACUCAAAAUCGUCAGACACAAAUUUUGACAGUUAUGCAGAAGAUGAUGUUCUAGAAGUAAAGUUAAACAAUUUAGCAGACGCUUCUGAAGCCAGUGAAAUGUUUACUAGUACUGUUAGCGUUGUCUCUGAAAAUCCAGUCGAUGAGGCAGAGUAUUCAGAAACCAUUGUUGUCAUGACAGAAAGUGGGGAAAGUUUGAGUGAAGAGGAUGCUCUGAAAAUAGCUGAGGAGUUGAUAAACAAAGGGCUGAGCAACAUCGUUGAACAAACUGACCAAGACAUUCAAUAUGGAGACAAUAGGUCUGGGUGUGAUGAUUUAGAUAUUGAUGAAACUUCUGAAAAGGAUACCAAGGUGUUUGAUGGUGAACUAAGUAGAAAGACUUCAAGUCCUUUCAUACCAGAAAUGGCUGCCUCUUAUAACCCACUUACAGAUAAACAUCCUGGAGUUAUUCAGGAGAGAAACUUGUUGGGUAGAGAAACAAUCCAAAGAAAGUUAUUACCUGUUAGUAUAACCCAAACUGUGAGAAACAGUAGUUCAAGUUCUUUGGAAUCUGGGCCUGAUUCUCUGUCCAAUAACACAUUAGAGCUUAAUGCUCCAGAUGAAGAAACUAAAGUAGUAUUUAGUAUUGGUGGAAAUGAAGAGGAGCAGCAUCUAAGCACAAUUGUAGACGAUUCUGAUGAUGAUGUUGAAGUACUUGUUGUUGAUCCGGUCUCUGAUUCUGAUAGUGAUGUAUUGGACAUCACUGAUUCUAUUCUUGGGAUAAGUACCCAUGGGAAUUCCACUGCAGUUAUUUUGGCAGAAGAUGAAAGUAAUACAUUUACUGUUCCAAAUAAUAACGCUGAUAAGUCUGAAUUAGACAUUGUAAGUGGAAUUAGAAAGCAUGAAAACACAUUUGAAAAAAGCAUGGGCAUCAGUGAUAUAACAGGUUUACAAAAUAAUGAUGAAGUUGAUGGAGACAAAAAUGUAAGAAUGGAAGGUAAUGUUGAAGUCACAGAGAUAUCCAAGUUGGAAAACAAGCAAACAAUAAAUUCUUCGUGUCCUAAAGCAGUCAGGGGGUCAGAAAAUGAACAAGUGGCAAAUACAGAACUGCCAGUUUUAGAUCCUAUUGCCAAGAAAAUAAAAGAAGAAAGCAUUGCAAAGAGUUGUCCCGAAGAAAAGGGACCAUUCAAAUGUAAUAAUUGUAAACGUGAGUAUCGAACUGAGUCUAGCUACCAGGUUCAUGUUGAAAAUUGUAACUUUUGUGUAAGCUCAAGUGAUGAUGAUGAUGAUGAGGAGGAAAGUGAAAAUGGUCAUGAAGUUAACACUAAAAAAACUAAUGGAAGAGUGACUCGAUCUAACAGAAGAAAUAGCAAACAAAUUAAGACUACUUUAGAUGAGGAUCCACAAACAGUUGAGGAAACAAUUGAAAAUCCAAAGUCCAGGACAUCUCUGAGACAAAGCACAGUUUGCCAACGAGUUGCACAUGAAGUGGAAGAACAGAGAGUGAAGCAGGAAAGUAAUGCACCUAAACGAAGAGGUAGACCAUCUCUAAAUAAAAAUUUCAGUUCACAUGAAAGAAGUAAGGAUGCUGAUCAAAGCUCAUUGAGCGAGUCAGAUAUGAAUUACACCUCCAAGGAGAAAAUAAUGAAUACUAGAAGAUCAGCUAAAGUCAUUGCUGAAGAAGCUAAUGAUUCAGUUAAAACAAACAAUGAAAAAGAAGGUGGUCAGUGUAUGGUUAAAACUGAAAGAGACCGCAAGGUAAAAGACAAAGCAGUUGACAGAAGAAUGACAAGAAGUAAAUCUCAAGAAUCUCAUAGCUUGGAAUCUGAACAAAUCAAAGUGGAGUGUGAGUCAGAACAUGUAGUUCUUGCAAAUCUUGUCAAUAGGAAACGUCAUUUAUCGAAGAAUAGUACCGAGUCUGGUACAAGUAAUAUUGACAUUGAGGUGCAUUCGCCUCAAACAAAAAGGAGAACUGUUAAAGAAUUGAGUGCUUGUGAUUCUGAGGAUGUAUUGAAUACAUUAGAGGAAUCAUCUAAAGAACUUGCAGUUAAUGAUUCUAUAGGAGAAAGACCGAAGAAAAGAGGAAGGCCUAAGAAACAUACCUCUGCAAAUCCAAAAAAUGCAGAUGGUCAAGCUGAUGUGAAAUGUAAUGUUGAUGCUAAAAUGGAUGAUGUGGGCAGCUCUGAAUUUGUCAGAGUAAACAAUACAAGCAGUGAAAUUAACACUCAAGCUAUCUCAACAUUCUCUGGUAUGGAAAAUGAUACUGAUAACAAAGGUGAAACGAUCAUUGAAUCUGACAUUUCUUUUUCAAAAUCUACUGAUUCCAAUGGGUCAAAGAAAGAUUUGAAGGUUUCAGAGAAAAGUCAGUCCGGCACAGGAGAUGGGAAACAUACAUGUAACUCUGGCUGUGAACAUGAAAGUGAGACUGAGGAAUUAAGGACCAAAGACAGUGAUUCUGAUGAUGCAAUGCAGAUCUCUGACACUGAUAAAAUACCAGUACAACCAGAUCAAGAAAUGAAUCAUGUUGCUCAAACAGAUGCCCGAAACACAAGUUUUGAGGCCAAUACUGAUCUGACUUCAGUUUCACCCAAUCCUCGGGAAAUGAAGACCAUUUCUCCUUCAAAUCAAAGUUUACCAGCAGCUGUUUUGAAGUUGUUAAAAGAGGGACACAAAGUGGUUAUCAGAAAUCCUAAAUUAAAUAAGAACUUUUUGUGGCAAAAAACUGAGAACGGCUAUAUAGGAAAACCUUUUGACAAAGAACUGCCUUUGCAGUCAAAUAUAAAGACUAACAACAGUGGCACUAGCAGUAAGGAAACUGGUUUGACUGGUCCAGCUACUGACGUAAGUAAAGCUGCUGAUGUCAAUAAGCAAGUUCCAUCAUUUUUGGGACAAAAUAUGUCAAGUCCAAAACAGAUGGGCUUAACAAAUCAACAGCAGGCAUCUAAUAACCAGUUAAUGAACAAUAUUACUUUUUCUACUUUAAACCAAUCAGAUGUGAAGACACAGGCGAAAUUUGUUGUUGAAAAUAUUCAAAAACUAAUAGAGCAGAAUAGACAAGCAAAAGUGGCCUCAACCACUAGUAAUACAGUACCUGUUUUUGUUAGGGGUGACAGUUCAACCCCGAUUAUGGCUGCGGAGUAUAUAGGUGGUAUACUUAUCUCUCCUUCGAAAGCAAACUACAUACUCGAUGAUAUCAAGAACACCAUCCAAUGUACUGCUCCCAUAGCAGACCAGACCAUUCAGAAUACUCUCCAGUUUCAGCAACAAUUUGGUUCUCCACCAUUGAAUAACAUUCAGCAGAGUCCUCCUAGUUAUUCUAUUCUUUCUCCACUUCAACAGCAAUAUCCCAUCAUGAGUCAGCACUUCAACGGUGCUUUAGAUUUUCAGGGCAGUGGCUUUCCAACGUAUUCAACAGGAUUGACCAAUAUUCAGACUGGUUUUGCAAGUGUUCAGCCAGGUCUGUUUCAGACUGGUUUGAACACCAUUGCAGUUUCUAAUGUGCAAAUUUUCAACCAGUGUGGCAUGCAAACUCAGAAUUCAACCCUACAAGCAGCCAUAUCUCCUAUUCCAGUUUUAAACAUGGGCUACAUCAGUGUUCCAAUAUCCAGCAUAUCCACACAGCAAGUGAUAAAUCAGCCCUCUCCAGUUCUAAAUCAGAGUAAUGCAUUCAGACCUGGACACGUUCCAUUUAGUUUUGCAACAGUGGUCAACAGUGGAAAUGGACAAAUGACCCCUUAUAUGUCUUCAGCUGACCAAUCAUUGUCCACAGUAACUACUGUUACUAAUGCUUCAUUGUUGCCAACUGUGUUGCAGAAUAUCAUGUCAAAACCUUUUAGUGCCUCACCGAUAUCUACAGUAUCUUUAAGUCAGCAUACAAAUUUACCGCAAUCUGUUUCCUCUCACAGCAGUGUGCAUGGAAAUCUUCAUUCCUACAACAGAACUCAGUCUGGGUCUGUGAAAAUGUACGACAAAAUUAAAAGUCUGUUAUCUAAAAGACGAUCUCUGUCAACAAGAAAAACCUACACAAGUAAAGAAUUGAAAAGAAAAUCUUUUGUGAAUGUUGCAAAGGUCCUUGACAGCAAUGGAACUCCAGUGAUUACUGUUAAAGAUCACAAUACGGCCAUUGACACACCUGUAGCUACAACAUUGUCAGCCAGCAAUCAACGCAUGUCCUGGCCAAAUAAACUGGAAAUGCUGAAAUUAAAACGAAAAUAUGUGGACCAGAAUUUACUUAAAUCCCCGACCAGACUAAAGAGGAAAUACAAGAAAAGGAAAAAGAUGGCAGAAUCAACAUUACCAGAUGGCAACUCUAGAAUUUCUGCCCCACAUUAUGGUAGCAAGCCCACAGUUAUGCACAGUCAGAAGGAGUCAACCACGUUGCCAGUGGCGGCGAUGGAGGAGGAGGUAAGGGAUGUACCCUUGUCUGUCCUUGAGGAUGAAAGGUCGCCAGACUAUGCUGGGGUCGAGGGUCACAAUCUGGGACACCUGGAGUUUGAGAUUGCAAGCGAUGACGGCUUCACCUGCCGAGCUGACACCAUGGAUGGUGCAUGGAAACAAGUGACAGAGAAACUUCAGGAUGCAAGAACAGCAAGCCGACAAAAACACCUAUCAUAUGCAGGUCUAUCUGGCGUGCAGAUGUUUGGGUUGAGUCACCCGCAGGUGGUUUACCUGGUGGAACAGAUGCACGGGGCCAGCUACUGUCGACGCUAUGCUUUCAAGUACCACAAACACGAGCUUGUGGAGAGAGAAAUUGAACUUCUGAACCCCACCGGCUGCAUCAGGACGGAACCAUUUUCCGGCAGGAACCCUUGGGACAUGUUCAGCUUCCUGAUGUCUCGGUACCGCCAGAUGCCAAGCCUUGAUGCGCACGGGCUCGAUGAAGAGAUGGCGCUCAAGUCUGCGCGAAGGGCCACUAGCAUGGACCUGCCCAUGGCGAUGAGGUUUAGAAAACUGAAGGAGUUCUCCAAAGAGUGUGUAGGCGUCUACAGGUCCAAAAUUCAUGGUCGUGGGCUGUUCUGCAAGCGCAGUAUAGAUGCAGGGGAGAUGAUCAUUGAGUAUGCAGGGGAGGUUAUCCGGAAUGCGUUGACCGACGUCAGGGAAAAGUAUUAUGAAAGCAAGGGUAUUGGCUGCUACAUGUUCCGGAUAGAUGAGUUUGAUGUGGUGGACGCUACAAUGAGGGGCAGUGCUGCAAGGUUUAUCAACCACUCCUGUGAGCCAAACUGUUACUCCAAGGUGAUCACAGUUGACAACAGGAAGCACAUUGUCAUAUUUGCCAUGCGCAAGAUUCUGCGAGGAGAGGAGCUCACCUAUGACUACAAGUUUCCAAUUGAGGAAGUGAAAAUACCCUGCACAUGUGGCGCACGAAAGUGUCGCAAAUAUCUCAACUAGUGUGUCAACAUGUUCGCCACAAUUUGCGAACAAACUUAUCAUUUGCAAGUGCCAAAUAUGUCUCAAAACUAGUGUGUCAACAUAUUCUCCACUACUCUGGAGGACUAACGAUGCACACACAUAACAAUGUCUCAAGAAGUGUGUCAACAUACAUGUAUUAACUAGUUAUGUGUUACAAACAGAUAAUAUAGAGUGAUCAGUGUACUCAUAAACAUGUACUGUGAGUCAAAACGUGCUGAUUCAGAAAAAAGAAUGGCGUACAAAAAUAUUGAGGUUUGUGCUUUAACACAAUUAUUGUGAUUGGUUGUGGCUAUUCUGGCAAGAAUGUCACAGAGCGCAAUUUGUGUUUUUCAAAAUUGGCAUCUAGGGAUAAGAAAGAAUCCAUAAAACAUUUAGAUGUCAUAUAUCUGAUAUAAACAUCACAUAUGUGAUACAAGCAUAUUUGUGUGUAAGCACUGAUCAUUGACCGAUGGAUGAAGGAGAUGUUCACAUAAAUCUAUGUGAUAAAUUUAAUUUGCAGUUUAAUGUAAUAAAACUCCCAACUGAAUCAAGGUUAGUGAUUCUUUUUUCAUUUCAUUAGGUUUCCCGAUGUGAUGACGUUGAGUCAAGUGUUCAAUGAUGCCAGAUAUGAAGCCACUUAAUUACUCCAUAUAUGCACAAUGCAAGACAAAAAUAGGAGCCGAUUUUUGUUUACAAAUUGCCAAUAUAAAUAUGAUAAAUUAUACAGGAAUAUUUCCAAAUAAGUCAGAUGUACAAGAUUGCACAUUAAUUGAUUUUAAUUUCUUAAUCCUGUGUGAAUUCAAUAUCAUUUUUUAGUUAAAUAAAAAUAUGAAAAUAUUUGAUUUAAAAAUGACUUGUAAUUAUUAACAGCAAUUAGGUGUUACUGGUUUUCUUCAUGGAAACAACAGGUUUACCGCAUGUUGAAUUUCUGUUCAUAAGCAUUUAUUUAUGGAAAAUGUCAGCCUUUGUAUAACAUAACACAUGUAAACAAAACCUAGUAAAGACUAUAUUUAUGCCCCCCUUCGAGGCAGAGGGGGUAUAUUGUUUUGCUCAUGUCGGUCCGUCCGUCGAUCUGUCAGUCCGUCCGUCCACCAGAUGGUUUCUGGAUGAUGACUCAAGAACGCUUAGGCCUAGGAUCAUGAAACUUCAUAGGUACAUUGAUCAUGACUGGCAGAUGACCCCUAUUGAUUUUCAGGUCACUAGGUCAAAGGUCAAGGUCACAGUGACUCGAAAUAGUAAAAUGGUUUCCGGAUGAUAACUCAAGAAUGCUUAGGCCUAGGAUCAGGAAACUUCAUAGGUACAUUGAUCAUGACUGGCAGAUGACCCCUAUUGAUUUUCAGGUCACAAGGUCAAAGGUCAAGGUCACAGUGACUCGAAAUAGUAAAUGGUUUCCUGAUGAUAACUCAAGAAUGCUUACGCCUAGGAUCAUGAAACUUCAUAGGAACAUUGAUCAUGACUGGCAGAUGACCCCUAUUGAUUUUCAUGUCACUAGGUCAAAGGUCAAGGUCACAGUGACUCGAAACAGUUAAAUGGUUUCCGGAUGAUAACUCAAGAAUGCUUAUGCCUAGGAUCAUGAAACUUCAUAGGUACAUUGAUCAUGACUGGCAGAUGACCCCUAUUGAUUUUCAGGUUACUAGGUCAGAGGUCAAGGUCACAGUGACUUGAAACAGUAAAAUGGUUUCCGGAUGAUAACUCAAGAAUGCUUACGUCUAGGAUCAUGAAACUUCAUAGGAACAUUGAUCAUGACUGGCAGAUGACCACUAUUGAUUUUCAGGUCACUAGGUCAAAGGUCAAGGUCACAGUGACUCGAAAUAGUCAAAUGGUUUUCUGAUGAUAAGUCAAGAAUGCUUGCACCUACUUUUAUAAAUUCUUUUAAGAAACAGUUGGGUUUUUUUAAAUGACAGAAUUCUUGGGAAUGUGUUUCUGCAUCAAAUUGUAUUCUCAUUUGGAAGGUUUGGUAGAUUUUUUUUGAAAAAUGUAUGGGUGUUCUUCGGUUAUUUAUCCUCUUUGGCUGUUGGUCUUUGACCAGUAGCUUAUUGUGCAGUAUUAGGUUACUGAUAUAAAUGGCAGCUAAUGUAAGUUUGUGUAGACAUCGAAGUUUGUCCAUGGAAUUGACUAAUAUUUUGAUGAAGACUUUGUAGUCAGUUUUGUGUUACAACCUGGCCACAGGAAAUUAAUGUUCUUGCAUUAUUGCAAAUUUUGUUAAGCUCUAAAAUUGUGAUUUGUUGUUUCAGGAAUAGAAUUAAAAUAAACGACAAAUUAAACAUGAACAUAUGACUCUAUUUUGUAAAUAAUUGUUUAUUUAUAUGAAAAAUACAUGUAUUUUAUGUUAUAAAUAGAGAAACAAUGUAUUCCUUUAUAAGAGUGUUAAUUGUAUUCCCCAUGUAAGAUUUCACAUGUAUAUUGCUGUGACAUGUAAGAAUGUUCUUGAUGAAUACUUUAAACAAAUGUGCUGUGUGUUUAUACAUAUUUCAUACUGGUUAGUACAAGUCUUGUUCCAUUAUGUCCCACCAUUUAAAUCUCUUGAGUAAGUUGCAUGUUUUUCAUUGAAUGUUAUGUAAUAAUAUUACUUGAAUACUUAUUAGUAUUUUACCAUUAAUCUAUGUCAAUACACCUGUUUUCUUUAGUCUUUGGCUGUUUUGUAUCAGAGAGGAGUUCCAUAAAAAAUAUAAACAAUAUGUUAUGUUUCAUAUAAAAUAUGAUAACGUCUGUUUAUAUUGUUUUACCAUUUUUCUCAUAUUGUCCAUUUGUGGCACCAGCAGUUUUUAGCUCGGCUGUUUUCGGAGAAAACCCGAGCUAUUGUCAUAGCCAGCUCGUUGUCGGCCGUCUGUCGUCCGCCUACCCGCCGUAGGCGUCGUGCUAAAACCUUAACAUUGGCCAUAACUUUUUAAAUAUUGAAGAUAGCAACUUGAUAUUUUGCAUGCAUGUGUAUCUCAUGGAGCUGCACAUUUUGAGUGGUAAAAUUUCGAGGUGAACAUCAUCCUUCAAGGUCUAGGGACGAAAAAACAAUGUAAAGGGAAGUAAUAAGCUUUAAAUGGACAUAGUUAUCUGACCUGCCCACUUAUAUAUUUUUGUUAAAUAAAUCAAAGAGGCCCAGUAGGCGGCAUUGUGUACGUGUGUACAGGUCGGGCUACCGUAACCUCGUGAAGAGGCCGGUAGGACCUGUAAAUAAACUCUGAAACACACACAGGCGGCAUUGUGUUUCUGACAAACACAUUGUGGUAAAAGGUCAACAUCAAGGUCAUCCUUCAAGGUCUACGGUAAAAAAUACACAUUUAAGGGAAGUAAUAAGCUUUAAAGGGAGAUAAAUAUUCAAUAUUGAACAUAGCCACAUUAUAUAUUUGGCAUGCAUGUGUAUCUCAUGGAGCUGCACAUUUUGAGUGGUGAAUCUACAGUCACGGUAGUGGCUUUUAAUUAUUUACUACUAAAAAUAGAGAUUUGUUAGAGACAACUAUUUUCAAGGGAAGUAAUUUAUAUAAUUAUAAAUCUCAUAUUAAAUAUUUCCUUACCAAGAAUUGAAGUUCUUUUCACAGUUACUGUACAUAUUUAUUAUUUUGAUUAUUUAUAUCUCAAAUGAUUCACCCCUGGAAACCCGAUAUGCUGUGGGAAUUUUGAUGUGCUAGGAGAAGUUGUCGAUAGAUUUCGAUGAAUUUCGGUAGGGUAAGUAUAUCCAGUUAU
Molecule: messenger RNA, 15951 nt
Organism: Dreissena polymorpha
Lineage: Eukaryota; Metazoa; Mollusca; Bivalvia; Myida; Dreissenidae
Exons: 35
Coding region: 16-12273 (4085 amino acids)
Biological process (GO): positive regulation of DNA-templated transcription
Cellular component (GO): histone methyltransferase complex; nucleus
Molecular function (GO): DNA-binding transcription factor activity; protein binding; zinc ion binding
Source: RefSeq, a predicted model, not a curated record